GAUCGGAGAGAGCUGGCAGCUCCCAAAUUCAGCAUGCAUCCUCCCAGGCUGGGUAUCGUCGUCCCCUAAACUGUGACAUGGCAAACGCCACCCAGUGGCCAGAGGGCGCCAACGCUUCCUUGCCUGGCGACUUGGAGCCCUGCGUGCCGCGGUGGAGUCCCGCUUCCCGCCUAGCGCUCUAUACCCUCCUGCUUGCCUGCAUCGGCAGCACUGUGCUGGGGAACCUGUUGGUGGUGCUGGCCAUCGUCUACUUCCGGCGCCUCCGCUCGGCCACCAACACCUUCAUCAUGUCCUUGGCGGUGGCCGACCUGAUGGUGGGCCUCGUGGUCAUGCCCUGCAGCGCGGUCCGCACCGUGGAUGGCUGCUGGUACUUCGGGCCCGCCCUCUGCCGCCUGCACUCCAGCCUGGACGUCAUGCUCUGCUCGGCCUCCAUCUUCCACCUCAGCUGCAUCGCCUUCGACCGCUACCACGCUGUGUGCCACCCGCUGCUUUACUCCUCCAGGAUGUCUCGCGGUAGGGUAGUCACCCUUCUUCUGCUUUGCUGGGCGGUUCCUCUGCUUAUUUCCUUCGGGCCAAUCACGUUGCGGCUCCACGAGGUGGCCGUGGACCCGCUGUUGCCGCGCGACUCCUGUCUCUUCCUCGUCAACCCGACGUAUGCCGUCGUGGCCUCCCUUGUUGCUUUCUACCUGCCCAUGACCUCCAUGCUGGUGGCCUACUGGAAGAUCUACAGGGUCGCCAGGAGACAGGCCAUGCAGAUCAGCGCUCUGGAGAACCAGGUGAGCGCACAGGGCGUGGGCGCCGGAAAGCACCAGAGGGCAUCCAUGCGGCGGGAGAGGAAGGCCGCCAACACCCUUGGCAUCAUCAUGGGCGUCUUCCUCCUCUUCUGGUUGCCCUUCUUCACCACCAACAUCAUUGACCCGUUCAUUGAGUACCGGACUGCAGGGCUGGUUUGGGACAUCUUCCUGUGGUUGGGCUAUGCCAACUCAUCCCUCAACCCGUUCCUGUACGGCUUCUUCAACAGGUCCUUCCGUAGGGCCUUCGUCAUGAUCCUGAGCUGUCAGAUAUGCCUGCCAGGGUUGCCCCCCGGCAUGGACCUCUCACUCCAACAGGGACGAUCACAUGAGCAACCAGUAGACUAGCUCACAGUCUGAAAGCCCCAGAACCACCACAGCUCUCAGGUCUACCCUGAUUAAUAGCUUCUUUGCCUUUGUACUGAGGUACCAGAACAGUUUAACGGUUCCUCCUGCUUUUGUAGUCAAGAAAUGACCCUUUAAUGAUCUUCUGCACCCGAUGAUGAAAUUAAUGUUGGCUAAUGGCCAAGAUACUGAACUGUACAGGUUUAAUUUCUACCUUAAGAUUACACGUGAUGCGCAUUCUGGGUAUAAAGUCCCGCAUUGAACUGGAGCGCCUGUA
Brienomyrus brachyistius is the source of this 1413-nucleotide messenger RNA. RefSeq names its product 5-hydroxytryptamine receptor 4. The record is from RefSeq and is a predicted model, not a curated record. The coding region runs from base 78 to 1139 and encodes 353 amino acids. The transcript has 2 exons. Gene Ontology annotation, biological process: adenylate cyclase-activating adrenergic receptor signaling pathway. Gene Ontology annotation, molecular function: G protein-coupled receptor activity. NCBI's taxonomy places the organism in Eukaryota, Metazoa, Chordata, Actinopteri, Osteoglossiformes, Mormyridae. Gene Ontology annotation, cellular component: membrane.